This is a messenger RNA of Paramecium sonneborni, 1382 nucleotides long. Lineage: Eukaryota; Ciliophora; Oligohymenophorea; Peniculida; Parameciidae. The record is from the annotation of a GenBank genome assembly.
UAUUUAAAAAAAUAUCUUAGGAAAUGACAUCUGUUCCUUUAGUAUCAGUAUUUUCAGCAGAUGACUCAACAAAAGUCACAGCUAAACAUAUCCCACUUCCAGCUGUAUUCUAAACACCAAUUAGACCAGAUAUAGUGUCAUUUGUUCAUACUAAUAUUGCUAAGAAUAGAAGAUAAGGUAUUUGAAUAAUGUUAUAUGUUUAUUAUAGCUCAUGCUGUAAAUCCAUAAGCUGGUAUGUAACAUAGUGCUGAGUCUUGGGGUACAGGUAGAGCAGUAGCUCGUAUUCCAAGAGUAUCUGGAUCAGGAACACAUAGAUCUGGUUAAGCAGCAUUUGGUAAUUAAUGUAGAAAGGGAAGAAUGAGUUUACCAAUUAAAGUAUGGAGAAGAUGGCAUAGAAGAGUCAAUAUCAAAUAAAAGAGACAUGCAGCUGCUUCAGCUGUUGCUGCUACAGGAAUUGUUCCAUUAGUAUUAGCUAGAGGACAUAGAAUCAGUUAAGUCCCAUAAAUUCCACUUGUUGUUGAAGAUAAAAUUGAAUCAUAUGAAAAGACAACUGAUGCUCUUAAUUUCUUAAAAAGAUUUGGUGCUUUUGAAGAUGUUUAAAAAGUUGUUUCAACAAAAGUUGUUAGAGCUGGAAUUAGUAAAUAAAGAGGAAAGAAAUAUAGAGUUAGAAAGGGACCACUUGUUGUUUACUUCAAUGAGAAUGCUAAAUUAUUGAAAGCAUUCAGAAGUAAUUUCUUAUAUUUAUAUAUUAAUUAGAUGUUCCAGGAGUUGAAGUAGUCAAUGUUACAAGAUUAAAUCUUCUUUAACUUGCCCCAGGAGGUUAAUUAGGAAGAUUUGUUAUUUGGACUUAAAGUGCUUUUGCUCAUCUUGAUAAAUUAUUCGGAACAUAUAGAUAUGCUUCAGUUCUUAAAGAUGGAUAUUAAUUAUUAAGACCACUUCUUACUAAUCCAGAUUUAGCUAGAAUCAUCAAUUCUAAUUAAGUCUAAGAAAAGGUAUAACCAGCUAAAACAACCACUGUUCUUCAUGAAGUUUAAAAGAAGAAUCCAUUAAGAAAUACUAAAGCUAUGGAUAGAUUGAAUCCAUAUGCUAGAAAAUAAAGAGCUGCUGCUAUUGCUGCUAUCAAAGCCAAUACCAAAGGAACUAAGAAGAUCAAGAAGGUAUUCUUUUAUUUAUAUAUCUUUCUUAGAAUAAAGCACUUAAAAAAGCUUCCAGAGCUGCCUUCAAUAAAGUCUCUUCUGCCUUAAACGAUGCUACUAAUGCUGCUGUUCAAGAAGAAUAAGACAUCAAAGUUAAAUAUUUCUCCGUUUAAAAGGGAGCUGCCUAAGCAGAAUGAUGAGCUUAACAUAUCAAUUGUAUAAUAAUAUAAUACAUAAUAUUCAUCC